AUGACUGUACCAGAAUCUCACGUUGGCUCGAGUUAUGAGUUAGAUCUUAUGAGCAACAAAAAUUCGCCGGAAGAAGGUGUGUUAGAAGAUCAGGACGAAGAAGAUCCGUUUGCGGCUAGCGAUGAAGAUGACGAAGAGUAUGAUCCGAAUAUAGAAGAUGACAAUAAUUCUGACACGUCCGAAGACACUGAAGAACUGAGGUAUUCUGAUUUUUUUGAUUUCAAAGUUAUUUCCCAAGCUGUUUUAAAAAACAGAACAGUUAACACUGAAUGGUCAAAAGUGAAGUGGCUACAAGUAAAAUGCUUUCGUAUUGAAAAGGAUAACCCAGGUGUAGUCAAAUACAAAUACAACCAUUCAGAUGAUUAUCUUUGCAUAAAUAUCAGCGGGCGAGGUAGACCUUCCACAUCAGCAUUCGAGCUUAACAAGACUUAUUCAGCAAUGCUGCCUAUUUCAAUCCAAAAAUACAACGACUUUAAGAAGCUGUGUACUAACGAAGCUAUACCUUCAGAAUUUCAUCAAUGGUAUUUAUUAUUGCUAACGUCAACAACCGUUAAAAAUCGAAAUGCUGAACCAAGUGUAGACAGCGAAAGCGAGGAAGACUAA
Molecule: messenger RNA, 603 nt
Organism: Psylliodes chrysocephalus
Lineage: Eukaryota; Metazoa; Arthropoda; Insecta; Coleoptera; Chrysomelidae
Source: the annotation of a GenBank genome assembly